Messenger RNA from Aspergillus niger, 828 nucleotides. RefSeq lists its product as uncharacterized. The record is from RefSeq and is a predicted model, not a curated record. The transcript is spliced from 5 exons. Bases 1 to 828 code for a protein of 275 amino acids. NCBI's taxonomy places the organism in Eukaryota, Fungi, Ascomycota, Eurotiomycetes, Eurotiales, Aspergillaceae.
AUGGAUUUGGCGAGGAGGAUCAUUGAGACCCUGAACGGGCCUGCAGAGGGAUCGAAGCCUCCUCUCCAGUCAUACGGGGACCGCCGACCGCCGACAGCCUCCGAUCUAGCGGUUGAGUGCUUGAAUAUGCUUAACUACUCGAUUCUUCACGGAAGGCGUGCGGGGGCGUCCACUAGGCAUGGGUCGGUGGAGAGCCGCAAUGGGUGUCCUCAUGAUCGGGCUAGGUCAAGACUGUUCGGCUGGAUUUUAAAAUGUAUUUCGGAUACACAUCGCGUCCAGGGACUAGAUUCUUCAUGCCAGCACACUCUUGCUAUGUUUCGAAAGAUGCCGACACUCGUUGUUCACGGUUACAUUGUGUGUCUAGCUUCAUAUAAACCGACGGUCGGCUUCAAGGCUAACAAAGCCGCCCCCAUGAUUCCUUCGCAUCCUUCGGCUUUCUUGCUCAUGGCUCUCACUCGGGCCAUCCAAGUCAUCUUCCUUCAACGCCCAAUUGGGUGCAUUGAACAACGAGUGGCCAUGGAUUUUCAGCUGCAAAACCCAAUCAUUCUUCGCAAAUCGACACUAUUCCCGGGAUGUUGGUCUCCAGUUGGCCCUUUCAGCUCGAUAUCUGAACCGGAUACUGAUCCUGGAUUCGUUGAGUGUCAGUUGCAUUGUGCAUUAGCGUAUGCGCAAAUCAGUGAGAUAAUUCGGCAUUUGCGAAAGGAUGAGUCUGAUGAGACCAUAUUGUUUGUCGUGGUAAAGAUGCUGUUGACGUACUCAGGGGAUUGCAACUCGAGCUGUAUCAUGAGGCUUCACUUGGGGCCGAACUGCGGACUGGUAGACGUAUAA